Letharia columbiana is the source of this 849-nucleotide messenger RNA. RefSeq lists its product as uncharacterized. The coding region runs from base 1 to 849 and encodes 282 amino acids. Lineage: Eukaryota; Fungi; Ascomycota; Lecanoromycetes; Lecanorales; Parmeliaceae. The record is from RefSeq and is a predicted model, not a curated record. The transcript is spliced from 2 exons.
AUGCCUUACUUCACUGCCUCGUGCUCUCUCACACCAGGCCCCAGGCACCAACAAACAUCGUCGAACAUCGUAACGCCAAUGCGGAGCUACAGCCGCUUUGUCUACUCUCCUUCUGCUUCGAAUACCAUCCGUCUGCUGCGCGUUCUGAGGGAUGAAGACCAAUUACGCUAUUGUUUGUCGACUUUCUCGAAAGACAACAUCCCCAAUUUCUAUGCUUUAUCAUACAGCUGGGAUGGCCAAUCACGAGAUCAAGUCAUUCUUUGCGAUGACACUUUGCUAGCAGUCACCUCGAACGUUCAAAAGCUCUUACCAUACCUUCAUCUCGAAUACAAAUCCAACUAUAUCUGGAUCGACGCCAUCUGCAUCGAUCAAGAUAGUCCUAUAGACCAAAACACUCAAAUUCCAUUGAUGCAAAUCAUCUACACAAAAGCCAUCAAGGUUAUCGUCUGGCUUGGCGAGAGUGACGCCCGUGUUGAUCGGGCACUUGAAGCGAUACCUGAACUCAUACCGAGGCUCCGUGGUUUCGAUGGCCGUUUGGGCCUAAAUGACGACAGGAUGAUGUCGCAUGGUUUACCAAAACGCUCUGAUGAGAUUUGGCAUGGAACUCGGGACCUCCUCUCUCGAUCCUGGUUCACUAGGUUGUGGGUUUUCCAAGAAGCAGUCCUCGCUGAGAGCGUUGUGGUCAUGUGCGGGAACAGGAUUAUGAAUAUGGAUGAGUUAGUUGACUUUACGGCGAGCAUGGCAUCUGCGUCAGUGGUGGACUUGACAAGAGAUACCGAUUCAGACUUCUUCGCCGUUCUCACAGGCCUGGCUAUGGUGCAAAGAAUAUCGCUCUCUAAAGAGUGGUGA